Camellia sinensis is the source of this 1300-nucleotide messenger RNA. RefSeq lists its product as uncharacterized. The record is from RefSeq and is a predicted model, not a curated record. Gene Ontology annotation, molecular function: oxidoreductase activity, acting on the CH-OH group of donors, NAD or NADP as acceptor. Gene Ontology annotation, biological process: steroid biosynthetic process. NCBI's taxonomy places the organism in Eukaryota, Viridiplantae, Streptophyta, Magnoliopsida, Ericales, Theaceae.
UUGUUGCCCCUCAAUGAGAUCCAGUGGAUUGUCUGUUCUGGUAACUCUGAAAAUGAGGAAAAUAAAAUAAAUAGAUUAAUUUUUGAAUCUUGCAAAUUGUGUUGUUUUGUUUCCCAGAAACAGAUGAUCCGAGUAGUGAAAUUAAAUUUUUUUUAAGUUGCUCUUUUCUUUUCCUCAUCUUUCUCAGCAACCAAAUGAAGCACUUGGAAGCUUCCGCCAGAUGCAAUAUUUUCUUCCUUCUCUUGCAUAUUUAGUUCAUAACAUAGUCCACACACUGUUUUGAAUCUACAAAACAUGAUUGCUUCAGAAUCUGUUUAAUAAAACUAAUAUGUGCUGUAUGACUGUAUCUCACACACAUUUGCUUAGAUUGCCUUUGCUAUGAAUAUGAUAUUAACUGCCAUUGAUAGUCAUAGUCAUAGUCAUAGUCAUAUUGGCUGCAACUUUCUUAGCCAAAUUCUUAUAAUGAUAGGAGAUGUCACCCGCAAACAAGAUGUUCAAAAAGCGCUACGCGGCGCAGAUUGUGUUUUUCACCUUGCUUCAUAUGGCAUGUCUGGGAAAGAAAUGCUCCAAUUUGGCCGCGUGGAUGAUGUGAAUAUAAACGGAACUUGCCAUGUCUUGGAGGCUUGUGUUGAGCAUGGGGUUAAGAGGCUUGUUUAUGUGAGCACAUACAACGUUGUGUUUGGGGGUAAGGAGAUUAUCAAUGGCAAUGAAACCUUACCUUAUUUCCCUCUUGAUGAUUAUGUUGAUCCAUACAGCCGCAGCAAAUGUAUUGCUGAACAGUUAGUUCUAAAGAGCAAUGGGCGUCCUCUCAAGAAGAAGAAUGGAAAUCUCUAUACAUGCGCAAUUCGUCCGGCUGCUAUCUAUGGACCAGGUGAGGAGAGACAUCUCCCCCGCAUUAUAAAUCUUUCGAAGUUAGGUCUGCUGCCAUUCAAAAUUGGUGAAGAAAGAGUGAAGUCAGACUGGGUUUAUAUAGAUAACCUUGUUCUGGCCCUAAUAUUGGCUAGCAUGGGACUCUUGGAUGACAUUCCCCAGAGGGAAGGACGUCCAAUAGCUGCUGGUCAACCAUACUUUCUAUCAGAUGGGUCUCCAGUCAACAGUUUUGAAUUCCUCCGCCCACUACUCCAGAGCCUGGAGUACGACCUGCCAAAGCGGUCAUUAGCUGUCUCUCAUGCUCUUGUUCUGGGAAGGAUAUUCCAGUUGGUCUACACUAUCUUAUAUCCAUGGUUGAACCGAUGGUGGCUUUCUCAACCAUUGAUGCUUCCUACUGAAGUGCACGAGGUUCACUUCUAAAUUACCUCGG